Messenger RNA from Symbiodinium pilosum, 849 nucleotides. The record is from the annotation of a GenBank genome assembly. Lineage: Eukaryota; Dinophyceae; Suessiales; Symbiodiniaceae.
AUGGCAGAUCCAGAGCCGGAGUAUUUAACGGCCAGGGAUCUUGACAAGAUCCUGGACCACAGGCUGGCAAAGUUCAAGCGCGAGAUCAAGUCCGAGAUCAUGAGGGAAACUGUGGACCUGAUCCAGCAAGCCGUGGCAGCACAGAGUCUACGCGAAACACAGUUGGAAAUCACGAAGCUCACCAAGGACAUCGUCACGCCAUUGACUCUGGAUUUUUUGGAGCCCGACGCUGCCUUGGCUCUGGCAACGGCAUUGGAGAACGACCUCUCACACCUUGGAGAUCAACUUUUCCUGCCCUGCAUCGACCAAGGCUUUGGAAGUGAGGCCUGUGCAGAUAGGGCUGCGGCCGGCACACCGGUCAUGUUGCAGUCGCUGAUGUCCGUGCAUGUGGCGCUCUUUGCUGGGAUGCUGGGCUUCCUUGCCAAGAAGUUAGAGCAGCUCAAGGAUCACCUUUUUGUGGCGGCCGACCCCAGGCUUGAACCCUUGGCGGACCAGACUUUGGUGGACGUCUUCCACCGCGCAGGCUGUCCGAAUCCGAACCCUUCCUCGGCACUCCUGGAUGCACUCAAAAUGUCUCCUACUGAGAGUGACUUACUUCAGCUGAUCGACUCUUACUGCCAUGCAGACGCUACCAGCCCCUCACUGGUCCAAGACUGUUGUGGCUUUGGCCAGACUGCCUGCCAAAGGACUUGCGAAUCGCCAAAGCUUCGCCUGGAGGUUUCCUAUGCCUUGGAGGUGAUAUCGGAAGCUGUAUUUCAACACCCGCGACAAGUUCAUCUACAAGCGGCUGGACAAGGUCAAGGGCGACAAGGACGAGUUCUUCCCCAUCCCAGAGCAUGUCGAUGGUGA